This is a messenger RNA of Condylostylus longicornis, 2538 nucleotides long. It is a transcript of the gene Gpat4, whose product is annotated as glycerol-3-phosphate acyltransferase 3-like. Gene Ontology annotation, biological process: triglyceride biosynthetic process. The transcript has 3 exons. NCBI's taxonomy places the organism in Eukaryota, Metazoa, Arthropoda, Insecta, Diptera, Dolichopodidae. The record is from RefSeq and is a predicted model, not a curated record. Bases 330 to 1763 code for a protein of 477 amino acids. Gene Ontology annotation, molecular function: glycerol-3-phosphate O-acyltransferase activity. Gene Ontology annotation, cellular component: endoplasmic reticulum.
UAUAGAGUAAGAAUAGGUAGGAUUCGCAAUUAUCGUUUUAUUGUUUAAAUAAUAAAAAAUAAAUAGAGCUUGAACAGGGAUUUUUUUUAAAUAUUAAAAACAUAAGACAAUUAAAAUCGUAUCAAAAAUUUAUUGAAUUAGGUGUAGUUAGCAGAAAUAAAAAACUUCAACGGAUACUGUUUUGCAUGGGCAUUCAACAACAGAUGCAUUAUUGUCACCACAAAUUGAGGAAUCUUAACAAACUUUCCUAACUAAUAUUACAUAAUUUUGAUCGAUUGAUUAUUGUUCAUGAGAAAAAUACCUUUAAUUUGGGAUAAAGAUAUAUCAUCAUGGGAAUGAUGUCAGCAUUUAGUAAUUUUAUAUUAUUUGUUAUAUUUUUAGCAGCGAUAAAUAAAGUAAUGGGUGUUAGAAGAGCAUAUGUAGCUCUAAUGGUAAAAAUUUUUGAAUAUGGAAGGCAAAAUAUUGAAAAAGCAAAAAAGAAGACCCGUUUAGACGAUGAAAGUAAACAAAAUAUGAAUUCGGGAAUCAAUGAUUUAAAGAGUAAUAGUGCCGAACAAAAUGAUGUAAUAGAAAACGACAUGAAAGAUAACGAUAAUGCACUUAUUAGCCGGGAUACAAUACUUUUACCAGAUGGUGAUAAAAAAGUUGGAACUAAAAUGACUGAAAUUGUAGAUGAAAAAGAAAUAUUUGACGAAAAUGAAAUUAAUUUGGAAAAAGAUUCUGAGAGAGAUGAAAUUAACUUUAGUUUAGAAAAUUGUUUACCCUAUAUUAAAACUGGUGUAGAAGCUAUUAUAGAAGAUGAAGUUACGUCUAGGUUUGAUUCAGAAGAAUUAAAAAACUGGAAUUUACUUACGAGAACUAAUAGACAUUACGAAUUUAUAUCAUGGAGACUGACUAUAAUAUGGAUGAUUGGUUUUAUUUUAAGAUACGCAAUUUUAAUGCCAAUUAGAGUUUUUAUAUGUUUUUUUGGUGUUUUGUGGUUAACAAUAUGUACAGCUGUUGUUGGUUUUGGUUUACCUGAAAGCGAUUUUAAACGUAAAGCAGUUUCAAUCACAUUAAAUCAUUGCUUUAGCAUAUUAUCAAGUGCAUUGUCUCCAGUUAUAAAUUAUCAUAAUAUAGAAAAUCGUCCUCAAAGGGGUAUUUGUGUUGCAAAUCAUACUAGUCCUAUUGAUGUUUUAAUAUUAAUGUGUGAUAACACAUAUUCAUUGAUUGGACAGCGACAUGGUGGAUUCCUUGGUGUUUUACAAAGAGCUCUUGCAAGAGCAUCCCCUCAUAUUUGGUUUGAAAGAGCUGAGGCGAAAGAUCGACAUGCAGUGACUGAACGAUUAAAACAACAUGUCUCAGAUCCAAGAAAUCCACCAAUACUGAUAUUUCCAGAGGGUACUUGCAUUAAUAACACUUCUGUAAUGCAAUUCAAAAAGGGUAGCUUCGAAGUUGGUGGUGUUAUUUAUCCAGUUGCUGUUAAAUACGAUGCCAGAUUUGGAGAUGCAUUCUGGAAUAGCUCAAAAUAUUCAAUGAUGCAAUACCUUUAUAUGAUGAUGACAUCUUGGGCAAUAGUUUGUGAUGUUUGGUAUUUACCACCAAUGUAUCAAAAAGAAAACGAGAGUGCAAUCGAUUUUGCAAAUCGCGUUAAGGGAGUAAUUGCCAAACAAGGCGGUUUAGUCGAUUUAGUAUGGGAUGGUCAACUAAAAAGAACAAAACCGAAAAAAGAAUGGAAGGAGAAACAACAAAUUGAGUUUACAAAACGUUUAAAAGGGGAAUAAAAAUAUUAUAUCAGAAAAUUACUAAAAAAAUUUCACUUUAGUUUUCCAUUUUCUUGUUUUUAAUUUAGGAUUCUAAUUUCUUACAAACAUAAUGUCGAUUGAUAAAAACACAUUUUGUAAACAACUAAAAAGAUAUCUUUAAGUUCAAAAUUAAUAGUAUACAUACAUACAUAUGUUAAAAAUAAUGAUACUGAUGUAAAUUUCAUAAUGUUAAAGUAUAAAAAUUAAGAAUGUAAUUUCAAAAUAAUUAAUGAUUAAAUGCAAGAUUUCCCGAAUGUUAACUAGAUAUUUUAAAAAUGCUUUAAUUUAACGCACUAAAAGUAAAACAAAACAUCAGUUAGAUAAAAUAAUAAGAACACAAAGAGACAAAAAUAAGGUUUUGUAUAAAUAAAAAAAAUACAUAAAUUCGGGUUUUAAAUAAUGUACUAUGAAAUAUUUUGUCUUAAAUUUGUAUAUGUAAAGGUAAUAACUAACAAAAUUUCAGAAUUAAAAUUUAUUUACGCCUUGAAAUUUUGAUUACUAUAUUUGAAAAAAAAAAAUAAAACAUAUACCCAUUUGUUAUAAAUUUGAUUGAAGGAUAAAGGUUGGGCAUUUUUUAUUUAAUUAAUUUAAGCUCCUAGAUUAAUAAAAUAAUUUUUCCAUUUAUAUUAUAAACUUAAGUGAGUUUAUAUUCAUUUUUAUGAAAUUUUAUUUAGUCUAUAAUAUUAUUUCGUUUUUUUUUUUUUUGUAAUUUCAUCAAAUUAAAAUUAAAUAAAUGUAAUUGUGACAAACGUAA